This is a messenger RNA of Brettanomyces nanus, 444 nucleotides long. RefSeq names its product DNA-directed RNA polymerases I, II, and III subunit RPABC3 (gene RPB8). The record is from RefSeq and is a predicted model, not a curated record. Gene Ontology annotation, cellular component: RNA polymerase III complex; RNA polymerase II, core complex; RNA polymerase I complex. Gene Ontology annotation, biological process: DNA-templated transcription. Gene Ontology annotation, molecular function: DNA-directed RNA polymerase activity. Bases 1 to 444 code for a protein of 147 amino acids. The transcript has a single exon. NCBI's taxonomy places the organism in Eukaryota, Fungi, Ascomycota, Pichiomycetes, Pichiales, Pichiaceae.
AUGUCCUCUACACUCUUUGAUGAUAUAUUUAACGUCGAGUCGGUCGACCCAGGUAGAUACACUAAAGUGUGUCGUAUUGUGGCCACUUCUACUACUUCUCCAGAUACCAAGAUAACGAUAGACGUCAACACAGAGCUCUUUCCAGUAUCGAAAUCAGAUACUUUGACUAUUACUCUAGCCAAAUCUUUGAAUGUCGACGAUUCUGCAGAAUCGGAAAUGUUUACUGCCAACGGUUCGUGGAGACCUCCGAAACCAAAUCAGAGAUCUCUUACGGAUGAUUAUGAUUAUGUGAUGUAUGGCACUGUAUACAAGUUUGAAGAAGGCUCGAACGAUAAAAUCUCUGUAUACUGUUCAUGCGGUGGGUUGUUGAUGUGUCUAGAGGGAAAUUACAGAACGUUGUCAAGUUUAAAGCAGGAAAAUUUAUAUGUUCUCAUGAGACACUGA